AUGUCGACUAGUGUUUGGCACAUCCGUUUACGACAGCUGGAUCUUAACGGCGGCCCAUUGCGUAGAGUAUGGAAGGCAGCGCAACAGCAAACGAUCGUGAUUAAAACAUUUUUCUUCGCUAUCUCUAGUAAGAUCACUUCCGGCACGGUGAUGGUCCGUGCCAACUCAUCCUUCUUCAACCGUGGUGGAAAGUUGCAUCGUGUGGAACGAGUCAUAAAGCAUGAGCUUUUCUCCUACGAAACGGGUGAUUACGAUUUUGGUCUGUUGCGGCUAAAGCAACGAUUUAAGCGUGGAUCGUACGUGAAGCUAGCAUCGGGAAGGAAACGUUUUCCACCUGCAGAAAGAUGCACGGCAAUGGGUUGGGGUUAUACACUGGGCCCGGCAUCGAGAGAACAACUGCGACAGGUUGUGCUACCGAUUGUGUCCCAGAAGGUAUGCCAGAAGUCGUACGAAAAAACGGACAAGAUUACGGCCCGUAUGCUUUGUGCGGGAUAUACGGAAGGAAUGCAAGAUGCAUGUGAUGUAAGUCGACCAUGUUGAGUCUUAAGCCAAACAUUGUUUUGUAAUGCCUUUUUUUCUACUCUGCCAGGGUGAUUCUGGUGGACCACUGAUCUGUCGCGGGCUUCA
Molecule: messenger RNA, 627 nt
Organism: Anopheles funestus (African malaria mosquito)
Lineage: Eukaryota; Metazoa; Arthropoda; Insecta; Diptera; Culicidae
Product: trypsin 5G1-like
Exons: 2
Coding region: 1-540 (179 amino acids)
Biological process (GO): proteolysis
Molecular function (GO): serine-type endopeptidase activity
Source: RefSeq, a predicted model, not a curated record